Messenger RNA from Ectocarpus sp. CCAP 1310/34, 3103 nucleotides. NCBI's taxonomy places the organism in Eukaryota, Phaeophyceae, Ectocarpales, Ectocarpaceae. The record is from the annotation of a GenBank genome assembly.
CACAGCAGUGGCUCAUUUUGCCCCUCCCCAAAGUAUCCCUCCCUUCCCUCUGCACAACAUGGCAGCGGCGGCGGAAGCUGAUGAAGCAUCCACCGUUGGGAUAUCGAAGCUGCUUGCCAAAUUCUACCUCGGUUCGCAUCGGGUCUCCAUCCGUGGUCUGGAGCUGACGAGCAUCGGGCGGGCGCAAAGGCAGGCUGGUAUCGUUGCCUUGAAAAAGCAUAUUGAAUCGGACGGAUUUGACGAAAGUUAUGCGCCGAUCGUUUGUCUCGUUAACCCACUCCCUCAAGAGCAGUCACUUGGCACGGUGUUGGCCGCCGGAGACAUAAAAUUGAGAGUCAUCGACGGAAAUCACAGGGUGGCAGCUUUACAGCAGAUUGAUGAAGAGACAAAACCCACCUCACCGAGGGUCAUCAGUGUUCGGGUUCACCAGCCGAUGCCUCAGGCAACAGAGAGAAUGGUAGCAGCAGGCUGCAACCGAAUUUCUUCGAACGUGGUCAAGACCCUCCUCGUGGACGAAGUGGUGUGGUACAGAUCUGUUAUCCAUGCACUACAAGAACAACACCAAGGCAGUACCGCCAUGACCAACGACCAGAUCCUUAAAGCGAUCAAGAAAGACUUCGCGAACCAAAGCCAAAAAGCGCCCGCGAAUCAGACCCUCAAGAAGUGGAUUGGCAUUGCUCUCAACAUCACACCCUAUGGCCUCGAGGCGCUGAGGGACCUCAGCUAUCUUCCCGGGCGUGAGCCCAAUCACCCUGACCUCACUAGCUUGGACUACAAACGCGUGACGUUGAAGCUGGUGGAAAGAACAAAGUUCCAGGGCAUGAACAAGUGGCAGCAGGAAGCGUAUGUCUAUCGGUUGGCAAAGGGCGCCAUCACGACCAACAAGCAGCUCAACGACGAGCAGUGCAAGACCCUCGACAGUACGGCGGAGACUAUCGCGCAGGAAAUUGAGCGGGUCGAGAGCAUCAUCCCUCGUGCAGAGUGGUCGGAGGGCUUCAAACGCGGCAUGAGGAAAGUCAUGAUUGGAGGACUCCAAAGUCGCUACUACGGGCACCUGAUCGGCUUACAGACGAACGUCGAAGCCUAUAAAAAGACGCUCCCGGAGAAGAUGGAGGUUUCCAAAGAUCACAUCAACAUGCUUCUUCGAGAGCCUCACGCCAGCACACUCCUCCAGGACGACCCUGAGAUGAAACCCAAAUGGGAAGCAUACGCGAAAGGAAAAAAAGAUAUAGAGCAGACUAGUGUGUCCGACAAGGCCGACUUCGUUCAGAAGGGUAAAGCCCCUGCUGCGGAUGCAGGCUCUGGAUCCAAGCAAGGGAAAGGUAAAGGACCGACUACCACCCCCGCGGCAGCAGCGGAUGCACCCGCUGCGACAUCAUCGGCAACGUCUACAUCGUCGGCUGGCCCGUCCUCAGACCCUCCAACCUCGUCGGGAGGGAGUUCCGGGACGAAGGACAGCGCUGCAGCUACAACGGGCGGAGCAUCGACCAACACUGGAGACAAGGGAAACAUGGAGAAAGAGGUGCCCGUGGUGCCAGCCAAGAGGAAGAGAGCCGCACCGGCGCCCACGAUUGCUCCAUCGACAUCUACGGCGAACGACGAGCGAAGUGCAAAACUCGAGAAAAAAGUGGCCCAGGUGCAAAUAGUCGACCCGUUAAGCUCAGUAUGGAACGUCAGCACCAAUCCGUUGUUGGAGGACGACGGCUCGAUCAUGUUGGCUUUCCUGAACGUUGCUGGCGACCGGUCAAUCCUGGACGAUUCGGCCGACGGAAAAGUCCGCCUGGUUCGUGCUUUGACCGAAAUCGCCGGAACGCUCGACGACCGCGGCUCGCUCGCUAUCGCGAUGGAGUCGACGGUGUCGUUCAACUACAAGCACAUGACAGAUUCUCUGAAAGAAGCGGGGCUUGCACUUGAGGCGUUUCCCGUCACGUCCGUGUACCUCAAUAAGCUCGCCGGGCGAACUCCUACCGACAGCAAGCAGAGGAAGUACACCAGGCAGACAGCCUCUGUCCUUGUUGCGCACAAGACGGGCGAGCACACCUCUCACGCAUCAGGCCCUCAGUUCGACCCACCACGGAUAAGUCAACUGGAGGCUGUCGGGAUAAUUAUUUCGCAGAAGCAUCCUUCUGCGACUUUCCUUGCGCCUUCCAUGGCGGACCACCUGUUGAACAGGUUCACGUCCGCGGGCGACAAGGUACUUGUUUCUGCUUUCGAGGACAACAACCUUGCGAGCCUCGUACUGACCAGCGGACGCCGUCUUUUCGCCCUUGUAGGAGACCCCGCAAAGGCGGUCUCGGUAGGGAGGCAGGUCAAAUCCGCUCUUGCUACGGCUAUGACGGCGGGGUGGUUCAAAGCACUUGCUAAUGCUGGUGUACCGCUAGGCGGGAGUGUUUUGCCGGCCGGUUUUCCUUCGCACAACAUGUCCCAGGCUUCGCAGGUGGAUAUCGAGAACAUUCGACACGGCUACGACGAAGACGAUGAUGGAAGCGGCCCCGGAGGGUGGAAUUUGGAAUUCGCCAAACGUACCGCAGCGGAGUUCGGCCUGGAAAUCAGGGAUGCCACCAAGGGUGGCGGCCUGUGGACCAUCCAGGACCAGGAGAUCAUGCCCAUGUUCGGCCAGGGCCAGUAUGAGCUCUUGACUUCCGACCAGUUGCUGGCUGCCGUAGAAAAUGAUGGGAAGCCGCGCUACGUAGUGUGCGGUACGGAACUCCUCGCUGCAUUAGUGGUAGACGGGCAGUAUGAUGCGGGGAGUGGGUUAUUGCUUGUGCUGAGACUCGACCCGUCAUGCUUCCUAUACUACAUGAACGCAUGCGAUGCGGGUGAUAGCAAGGAAAAUAUCGAGCGAAGAGAUUUGUUCGGCACGAAGAGUCCUAACCAGGAAACGGCACCCGGGUUGUUGGCUGACGCGGAAAAUGGGUUAUCGUUUUCGAUGACCAGCCCUGUCACCGCUGGGACGGAACUGCUCCAUUAUUUUCCAUCACGUGCUAGUGUGAAGAGAGCUCGGAUUGGCGUUGAGGCUGAGGGCGGCGCGGGAGCAUCUCCUAGUGGUAGACGCACAUUAUUUAUUUGUAGUGUGAAACUGGAAUGUACCGAAAUUAAUUAA